Microthlaspi erraticum is the source of this 1665-nucleotide messenger RNA. NCBI's taxonomy places the organism in Eukaryota, Viridiplantae, Streptophyta, Magnoliopsida, Brassicales, Brassicaceae. The record is from the annotation of a GenBank genome assembly.
AUGUUCUAUGGGUCUCUCGUUUUAGAAAGUCAAACACUUUGUUUGGGAAACCCUUUGGUUCGGAAAGAUAAUUCCAAAAGAUUAGGUUCUGAUUCCGCGAACAAAGAUUGGGACAACCAAUUACCUUGCAGGUUGUUCGCCACCGACAGGUUUCCCAAGGCGAGGCUCAAUAUGUAUGGCGAGGCAUCCACGUUAACACUAUUGCACCACACAUUGAAAGGCACUCCGGUGUUCCAGCGGAUAAGAGACACUGUCUUUGGACAACUAUUCGACAUCCCAAAAGGCAGGUGUCCUUAUUCUGGGAAGCUAAUUCACUCUCUCCUUAGCCGGCAGCUACUUACCAAAAGAAGGUAUGAGCUCUGGACCGUUUUCGGUGGUCAACCGUUUCGAUUCUCUCUGCCUGAGUUUGGGAGCAUCACUGGCUUGUCAUGUGGACCUUGGCCGGAUGGAUACCAUCCUCAUAAGGUGUCAGACAAAGACAACCAUCCAGAUCAAGCAUGGAAAUCAAUCAUUGGUGAUAACCCCAGUACAACAUGCGAGCAGAUUGGCAAGGGGCUCAUAGAUGACAAAGAAAAAAACUUGAUUGAUCCUGAAAGGAAAUUCAAGUUAGCGCUGGUACUGAUAGUCGAUGGUGUUCUGAAAGCAAACAACCUCCCGCUGAAGCCAACUCCUCAUUAUGUCACAAUGCUUGCGAACCUUGAUGCUUUCAUGGCGUUCCCAUGGGGUAGGGAAUCCUUCUUUUGGACUAUCCACAGCAUGAAGCCAGGCAUAAGGAUUUUUGGCGACCCUGAAGAUCCGGUUGAAACAUUACGGGAGAAACUCAAGAGUUCCAGCUACCGGCUCACUGGAUUCCCGCUUGCUUUGCAGCUUCUAGCUUUCCGUCUUGUUCCCAACUUGCUCCAAAAACUCCGGAACCCAGAAGAGGAACCAACAAUGCUUGCCAUUGAGGGCCCUUCGAUCCCCAUCAAAGGAUACAUCUCGCAAAAUGCAGUCCUACUCGCAGAGAAUGACCAUGAUUUGCAUGUAACUCCUUUCCUACAUGAGAAUGAGUCCACUUCAAAUGCCCUCGGCGCAUGGGCAGAUGAACAACUUGAUAGGAAGCUGGAAUAUUUGGAGAAUAAAAUAGCGGCCGGACAUUCUUUCAAGAAGCAGGAAUGGCCAGGAGGUGAAGACUACUUACUUAUUCUCGUUCCGAAGCAACCCAAGCAACAAAGAGUUCCCAAUAAACCCAUCGUUCGGAGGAAGCAGCAGAGAAAUGGUAACAACAACCCAGUCAACGUUACACAAACGCGCUCCAGCCAAAAAAAGAAAACGGUGAAAAUCUUAGUAGAUGCAGUUGCGCUAGAGGGCCUACUUCAUAAUAACCAGUUGUUGCGUCAAGAAGUUUCUCAACUCUCGAAGAAAAUAGAGUCGCUGACUACAAAACACAAGACAAUGCUGCAGCUUCUCCGGGACACUAGGAGAACGGUAAGGAUAUCAAAUAUCCGUAACCGUUGCUACAAGCAGAAAAGGCGUGUACCAAAAAUAGAAACAGAGAGCUUCACUCUAAAGGGAGAUGAUUGCUGCCCCGAAAUUUUGUUUGCCUCGCCAACCAAGAACUACACCACCGAUAAGGUGCAGGAGCUCAACCACGACAUGGACGAAGACAGCUUCGUAAGGCUCUAA